AUGCCUGGUCUGAUGAGCAACCUCGAUCUCAUGAAGGAGGCAGAUGCCUUUCCUUAUGAAGACUCGGAACCAGAAGCUUACAAGGCUCUUAGCGAUACAUUGUAUACGCUCAUCUGGAAAGGCGGGCAUCCCUUGGGCUACAUGCUCGAUUCUGUCCUCAAGACCCUCCUCGAUACACCUGAGGAGAUUCGUGGACCCGUCAUUGUUGAUGAAGCGAAACGCACGGUACGUGCUUUCGAGUUGCCGACGGAAGCGGAGAGGACUGCUCGUGUGGCGGGUUUGAUGAAGUACUGGCGAGAGAAUAAGACUUUCGAUAUACUGAGGGGCUGGCGUAAUGAGUUAUGGCCAAUCUAUGGGAAAGACGAUGAGGUCAUUUAUAGUGCUGAGCGUAGUGGCACGGGAUUAUUAGGAAUUAUGCGAUAUGGAGUGCAUAUGACAGGUUAUGUCAAGGAUGAGACGGCGAGCUACGGCAUGAAGAUCUUGGUCGCCCAGAGAGCUGCUAACAAGUCGACAUACCCUGGCAUGCUGGAUAAUUCUGUGGCGGGUGGUCUAAUGACUGGUGAAGAUCCCUUCGAAUGCAUAAUUCGCGAGGCAGAUGAGGAAGCGAAUCUUCCUGAGGAGCUUAUGCGUGAGCGGGCUAAAUUUACUGGCAUGGUCACUUACAUCUAUAUCACGGAUGAGAGAGCUGGUGGUGAGGCUGGUCAGAUUUAUCCCGAGACCCAAUGGGUCUACGAUAUCGAAUUACCGACCGAUUUCGUCCCUACGCCCAACGAUGGCGAGGUAGCGAACUUCUACUUAUGGACGGUGGAGGAAGUGCAACAGAAGCUGGCCGAAGGUCGGUUUAAGCCGAACUGCGCUCUUAUCCUAGCCGACUUUUUCAUCCGUCAUAAGAUCAUGACGCCAGAAAACGAAUCCAACUAUGACGAGAUUGUGCGACGGCUGCAUCGAAAGCUCCCCUUUCCGGGUCCGCAUCAAAUCGCCCCUUCAACUGCCUCAGUCUAG
Molecule: messenger RNA, 1002 nt
Organism: Hypoxylon trugodes
Lineage: Eukaryota; Fungi; Ascomycota; Sordariomycetes; Xylariales; Hypoxylaceae
Product: NUDIX hydrolase domain-like protein
Exons: 2
Coding region: 1-1002 (333 amino acids)
Molecular function (GO): 8-oxo-dGDP phosphatase activity
Source: RefSeq, a predicted model, not a curated record